Messenger RNA from Arachis stenosperma, 858 nucleotides. Its product is annotated as protein FAR1-RELATED SEQUENCE 5-like. The record is from RefSeq and is a predicted model, not a curated record. NCBI's taxonomy places the organism in Eukaryota, Viridiplantae, Streptophyta, Magnoliopsida, Fabales, Fabaceae. The coding region runs from base 1 to 858 and encodes 285 amino acids. The transcript is spliced from 4 exons. Gene Ontology annotation, biological process: regulation of DNA-templated transcription.
AUGGCUCAUGACUUUUAUGUUACCUAUGCAAAGAAAGUAGGAUUUGCAACUAAGAUAAUGACGAUAACAUAUGACAAGAUCACAAAGGCUCCCAUUAACCAAGCUAUACACUGUAAUCGCGAUGGGUACCACGGGUCUCGUGUCAAAGCACCGUCGCGGAAGAAUACGAUUUCAGCUGCUGGGUGCAAGGCAAGGAUAUAUGUCAAGUUUGAUAAAGACAUCAAAGUUAAUGCAGAUGUCAGGGGGAUGAUGAGCUACUUCAUGAGAAUGAAGGACAUCAAUCCGAACUUCUUUUACGCAGUGAAGUUGGACGAGGAGUGUAAAUUUAAGGGUGCAGUAUGGGUGAAUGCAAGAUGUAGGGCGUCGUAUGAAUACUACGGGGACGUUGUGUCAGUUGAUAGCACCUACAAUACAAACAGGCAUGGAUUACCGUUUGUGUCGUUCGUUGGGGUCAACCACUAUGGUAAAUCAACCCUCCUUGGUUGUGCUUUGUCGGAGAAUGAGGAAAUCCCAAACCUGUAUGAUGACCGACGCAUGUGGGUCCCCAUAUACUUCAAGGGUGAAUUUUGGGCAGCUAUGAGGAGUACGCAAAGGAGUGAGAGCAUGUACGCAUUCUACGGUGGAUUCUUACACAAUAGAACUAGCUUGGUUCAAUUUGUUCAUGAAUAUAACAAUGUGCUUGAAGUCAAGGAACGGAGGGAAUUGGAGGAUGAUGCUGCAAACUCGAGAAAGGUUAUCCCUUGUGCAACGAGCUCACCUAUGGAGAAUCAGUUUCAGCAAGAGUACACUACGAGCAUGUUUAGAAGUUCUAAACAUGCUCGUAGUGUACUCUUGCUGAAACUGAUUCUCCAUAGGUGA